AUUCAAUCUAUAGUAAUCCGUUAAAAGCAAUACAACAACCAUAGGACUAUUUUGUACCAAAAACAAACGAAAUUUAAGUAACUUUUUUUAAUAUUUUAUAUAUUUGCUUAGUGCAAUGGAUGCCAUUUGCAAGUUUUUGAGCAGCGACUUGUCUGGUUUGCUAAAAAGCAUUUUCAGCACUCUUGGCUUUGGAUCUUCAACUUCGUGUACAGAUGAAGAGUUAGCUGUUGAAGUAAGGGGACAAAAUAAAAAGUCUCGUUUGGUAACGCGUCCUAGUUAUACAAUAAGACACCAUUAUCCGGGUCCUUUGAUCACCUACGAUGGUGAGGAGCGAUGUGAGCCGCGUCUUAUUCGCUUUUCGGACUUAAGCUGUAGCAAAUUGGAAGAAAUUUUAAAGGAUAUUAAAGAUGAGGAUGAAGAAAACGAGAAGUGUGAAGAAAUAUGUGAAGAGGAGCCGGAGAAUCAGUGUCCUGACCAGGAAGACAUAAAGUUAACUCCAGAGAACGAGGAAAAAGGCUGCCAGACAAGUCAAUCCGUAGAGACCUGCUGGCCUCAAGAAGAUUCAGAGAAUGAGUUAUCAGAAGAAUCAAAUGCAAGGCUUUUGCAUUUUGUAAAGAAUCUCUUUCCCAAAAGAAAAUGUAUGAAAAAUUAUAGGUUAAGUGGAGGAAAAGAUGUAGCCAGUGAUAUAAGCAUUAAUAAAAAUCCACCUACUGAAGAGGAGCUGGCAAACCAUGAACAUCGUGCUAGGGCUAUAUACGAAAACUAUGUUGAGGAGCUGCCAAAUGCACCAUCUUGGAAAUCUUUAAAACCGGCGGAAAAGCUGCGUUUUCAGUGGAAGGCUUUAACAGGAGACGAACUGAAGGAAACUCCUUACGAAAAUUUCCGUUUGACUUUCGACAGGAGUUUUCAAAAGACUUAUCCAUGGGCCUCAAAUUGCACUGUUCGAACUGAGGGGAGAAUCACCUGGUGCAACCUGGAUCGCGACGAGCGGAUGCCCUUUAUACUGCAGGCUCUACUGUACCAAGUGGCCAGCGGAGCCAUCGAUCCCGAAGAUCACUGUGCGGUUCGUAAACUUUUUCACAAGAUGAGAUGAAGGGAAAAGAAAAGAAGCGUUUUCCAUUUCGAUUUCGAUUUUAUACGAACCAGAUGUUGUGUGGCCAAUCUAUUUCGGUGCUGAGCCUCAAAAUUCGCAGCUCUUUCUC
Drosophila elegans is the source of this 1202-nucleotide messenger RNA. RefSeq lists its product as uncharacterized. The record is from RefSeq and is a predicted model, not a curated record. Bases 116 to 1093 code for a protein of 325 amino acids. Lineage: Eukaryota; Metazoa; Arthropoda; Insecta; Diptera; Drosophilidae. The transcript has a single exon.